Molecule: messenger RNA, 966 nt
Organism: Pleurotus ostreatus (oyster mushroom)
Lineage: Eukaryota; Fungi; Basidiomycota; Agaricomycetes; Agaricales; Pleurotaceae
Exons: 4
Coding region: 1-966 (321 amino acids)
Biological process (GO): protein insertion into mitochondrial inner membrane from matrix; mitochondrial respiratory chain complex IV assembly
Cellular component (GO): mitochondrial inner membrane
Molecular function (GO): membrane insertase activity
Source: RefSeq, a predicted model, not a curated record
AUGCUUGUUUGUCGGGCCACUUCGCGUUCCCUCCUUCGCGACUAUCGAAAAACUACCUUCCAGUCGAUACAGCGGCCAUGCUUCCUGCGUCAGAGAAGACACUUCAUACGGAGUCUCGGUGAAGGUUUCUUGGAUUUGGCUAUUGCCCUACCCUUGCCCACAACCUGCCCCACAUAUUCCUCAACAAUCAUCAUAGUCACCGUGCUCACGCGUUUCUGCCUAUUACCUGUAGCAAUUUGGGGCAAGAAACGCGCGUGGAGAAUUGAAGAAUAUGUCAUUCCAGAACUAGAGCGGGCGAAGCCGGCAAUCUACCAAGGUGUCCUGAAGCAGAUGAAAGCGCAGGGGAUACGAGGAGACAAGAAACAGAUACAGGCUAUUCACGGUGAAAGGUCGACUGCUUUGCUCACCGACCUCCGGAAACAACUGUACAAGAAACACAAAUGUGGUCCCCUCACAUCAAUUCUUGUUCCAACUCUAUCUCAGUUACCAGUCUUCGUAAUCUCAUCUAUGGUUCUGUCUCGACUUUCCAUUGCCCCGACACCUUUCGACUCGGAAUCCUUUCUAACGCUUACGACACUUGCACACCCCGACCCAACAAUGACCCUCCCCAUCAUCCUCGGAAUGAUCACCAUGGCAAACGUGGAAUCGAGUAACUGGGUAAUGACUGCUGCUGAGCGAGAGCGACAACAAAGACUUGACGAGGCUAAUGCAAAACGAAUUGCAGAAGGCGGCAAACCUACCAUACAGCCAAACAAGUUGCUCAAAUCAGGUUUGAGACUUCUGUCAGUUGGGCGGAUAAUCUUUGCCGCUGUCAUGCCUGGAAGUGUUACGCUGUACUGGGUGACAUCGGCCGUGUUUGGUCUCUUCCAGACUUGGGGAAUGGACUGGUGGGACAUGAGGCGGAAGCAAAGACGCCUCGUUAAAGAGCCAAACGGACGGAAGUCAGCGACGUCUGCUCGAAGAUAA